AUGGCAUUAGAAUUAAUGCCACUAGACAAAGUGGUGAGCAGUUUUGAAGAUCUAAGAAGUGCUGCUCAAUGUUUACCCCAAUUAGAGGUUAUAGAAUUAUUACAAUAUUUUGAAAAUAAUUGGAUAUCAAAUAUUGAAUUAUGGAAUAUGUUUGGAUUAUAUAGUCGAACCAAUAACACCUGUGAAGGCUAUCAUAAUAGAAUAAAUAGUCGGUUGCAACGGAACCAUCCAAAUAUAUGGCAACUUAUUAGCUUCAUGAAAGUGGAAGAAAAACGUGUUCAAAAUAUACGUCUUCAAUGGUCUUCUGGCGCAUCAAAUAAAAAAAAGAAACUCACUGCAGCAUUACAAAAUCGACAUACUAUGGGCUAUUUAAUUUCAGUCUGA
Rotaria sp. Silwood1 is the source of this 384-nucleotide messenger RNA. The record is from the annotation of a GenBank genome assembly. Lineage: Eukaryota; Metazoa; Rotifera; Eurotatoria; Philodinida; Philodinidae.